Styela clava is the source of this 2924-nucleotide messenger RNA. The record is from RefSeq and is a predicted model, not a curated record. Lineage: Eukaryota; Metazoa; Chordata; Ascidiacea; Stolidobranchia; Styelidae.
UUAAGUGUAAUAAAUAGCAUCAUAAUCUGUUUCAAUGGAACAGCAAGAUGACUCUAUGACUGAACCGUCGACAGAACCUCAAUACAGAGAGGCUGAUCUAAUCAUUAAAAUUCGGGAACUUAAUCCGCACAUUGUGUGUGCAUUAUGUGCUGGAUAUUUUAUUGAUGCAACAACAAUUACUGAAUGCUCUCAUACUUUUUGCAAGGGUUGCAUUGUCAAACAUUUUCAGACUAAAAAAUCUUGCCCAGAGUGUGGAGAUGAAGUCCAUGAAACACAACCUUUGAACAACCUACGAAGUGAUCGUGUUAUGCAAGAUGUCGUUUAUAAGUUGGUCCCAAACCUUUUUAAAAAUGAACAAGAAGCAGAGGCAACAUUCUACAGAUCAAAAGGAAUCGAUUUCACUUUGAGUGGAAGUCAUUUGUUAAACAUUGGUACCCCUCUAAAAUAUACCCAACAAAAACUUAUUCGUGAUACCAGUAAUGCAGAAGUGCCAUCAAUUGACGUUUAUAAGAUAUCAAACUAUAAUGUUGCACAUACAAUUCAAUAUGAUGAGAAACUCAUUAUUUUUUUGACUAUGCAUCCUGGUAUGUUGUCAGAGGUUUUUAAUAAUGGCAGCAAUUCAUUUUAUAAAGGAAUAUCAUUUACGCCUUUUCUGAAAAAUUAUGUGAGAUGUUCAUCGAGAGUGACUAUUUAUUACUUAAAAAAACUGAUAAGGCUAAAGUUGAAUCCAAUUUUAAAAAUGCAUGAAGAUUUGCAAAUUAACAUUUAUUCUGAGGAGAAAAUCUUACCGGAUAGUGUAAUUAUGAAAAAAAUAUUAUUAGACCAGCUUUCACUGAACAGCCCAUAUAUUGAAUUGUCAUACGAUUUCCAAAUGCUGAAUAGGAUUCAAUAAAUAUUAAACAAAAAAAUCAAAGUACUCCUUCGUUAGAAUAUCAAAAAAUCUCCUUUACUAAAUGAUACUUCUAGAUUUUAUGAAAUCAUCACCUUAACGAAAUUGGUUUUAAGCAGUGGUACCUAUCCUACUUUUAGUUUUAUUUUGUUCAAAUGGAAUGAUGUGUAACUGUUGUAGACUUGGAUCCAAAUAUCAGUUUUGUAUCUUUUAUCAUCCAACCAGAAAAUACCUAGUCCCAUAUCAUUAUUUGGAAUCUGAAUGCAUGUUAAUAUUUGUCAGUCUCUUUUAUUUUUCUACACGAGUUUCGAUGUGCAUUUAGGGCCAAUGCAUCACAUCACCAAUGUUCUAAAUAUGAAGUUGAACCAUCAAUAUUCUAAAACAAAGUACUGACCGAUAUUGACAUAACAUGAAUUUUGAUAUGAUACUAAUUCAUUUAUUACAGUGGUUCUCAACCUGUGGUACGCGGCCAGAUUUACGGUAAAUUAUUGCAACAAUUGACUUUUGAGUUGGCUAAAAUAUGCCGACAACGCUUCUCUUUCAUAUUGUAUGUAUUCGCUGGACGGCCUUUAUGAAUAUUUCACGGGCAUCAAUUUCCUUGUUUAUUUCUGUAUCCAUAACCAAUCAGCAAAAAGUCAACAAUGACUUAACAUUUGCAAUUUCUGCAGCCGCUCAGACACUUCUGUCGCUCAGACAGAUAUUCAAGUAUGGUUGUAAAGUAAACAUUGCCUCGUUUUUAGAGUUUUGCGAGUUAUUUGUUAGUUUUCAGUUAUUUUAAAAAAAUAGUUGUAAAUUAAAUAUCAUUAUGUCUCCAAAGGAGCAUUAAUUUAGUUGCUGUAAUCAAAAAUGAGUCUCGCAAAUGCUGCGAUAGACCAGUCUAAACCAAGCUAUCAGUGCCACAUGGUUGAUUAAUUUAAAUAAAAAUUAGGGCUUCAAACAUGUAAACCACCUUAUAAGCGCCAACACAUCGAAACACUUUCUAAAUUUUUUUGCAAUAGUAAAGUAUAGUAAGAGUUUUUCUGGGGUCAAGGGUUGGAGAAACGUCCUAUUUACCAGUCUAGUCUUUAAGAGAUCGCCCUUGUCUGCUACUGUCCCCGAAUGAAUCAAGAUGGGCAUGUUUCGUCCAUCUUGCGAAUUGAGUCACGAAGGAUGAAGUGCCACAUUAUAGAAUACUCCCAUAGCGUGUGUCAUGUGCCAUUGUUCCCCACGCCAAAAAGGUGCUUUUUUAGUUGUACGCGGCAAAAAACAGUUGAGUGGUACACGGUCAGUAAAAGGUUGAGACCACUGAUUUAUUAGGAAAGAAUAUCCAAAAUAAUGAAUGAUAUGUGUAUACUGAAACCUUUUUAAAAUGUCAUUGUUUGAUGGAUGUUGGGAUAGAUUUUGGUUGUAGGUUGAUCAUUUUUAGAUAAAUAAAUUUACAGAAGUUAUUGUUGUUUUUUCUUAUCUGACAUGUCAUUUUUUUGCUCAAUCAUCUGUUUCUAUACCAUAAAUUGCAAUUGCCACUAUUAAGUUUUCAAAACUCACAUAUUUGGGAAAUUUCAUUGAAGUCAGGCAUUUUGAUGUUUAAAUUGUGCUUCAUGAAAAUCAUAUAAGGUAGUUUUAUGAUUCCAGAUGGCUUAUCUGUAACAGGGAUAUGGGGUCAAAGAAUAGUUCAUACGACUACAAUAGAAAUUGACUACAGCUGUAGAUUUAAGGGUGAAAACUAUGUAACCCCAACUACUAUUUUCCCACCUUUAUAAGUUUGGCUUGAAAAUUCCAAUUUUGAUUCGUUGGAGGUUAGGUUUCAAUUCCCAACUUUAUGUAAUAUAAAGGGCUCCAAUAUGAGGAGAUUUGGCCAAUCCCUCAAAGCAUUGGUUAUCAGAAAACUCAUAGGAUUUUAUAUCAACUAGCUUAAAAAUAGGAAAGCCCUCAACUUCAAGCUGGUAUAUUAACAAUCCAAAAUAGAUUUAUGAACUUUAAAUUCAUCAAGACUUAUAAGCAGUUUAACUAUGAACUACAUUUCAUGUUUUGUUUUCUCAUUAUUUUUUACACCAGA